This is a messenger RNA of Heterobilharzia americana, 462 nucleotides long. The record is from the annotation of a GenBank genome assembly. Lineage: Eukaryota; Metazoa; Platyhelminthes; Trematoda; Strigeidida; Schistosomatidae.
AUGAGAAGAAAGAAAACUCAAACAAAGAAAGAAGCAAGUCAUGUGAUUAAUGAAAUUGAUUUUUUUUUUAGUUUGCAAAAAGUUAAUUUGUUUAUUCAAAUACUUUAUCAGCUUGUUUAUUUAUCCAGUGUAGUUAUAACAAACGAUGGUAACAGUGAUUGUGAUGCGGAUGAUUUGAAUACUGACCAUUAUAUUGCUGCUCUCGAUAAUGAUGGUGGUGAUGGUGUGUACGUUGAUGACGGUGAUACAGAUACCAAUAUUUAUGUCUUCGAUUAUUCUAUGAAUGAUGGUUAUGAGAAUGCUGAUGCCACCAAUGAUUCUAUUGUUACUAUUAAUGACGUAUAUCACUCAUCGAGUUCCUUUCAAAUACAAAUGGUGACAAAUUUCAAGGUCACUCUGAGAACUCUCAACAGUCCUGAAUUGAAAUUUCAAUUAGAAGAUUUCAUUACCAGUUCGAAAUAG